AUUUGUGAAUUUAAAGUUAAUAAAGCGUACGCCAUUGUUAGUUCAUCGAUGAGCUUCUGGAUUCCUGGCUUCGUUAUGGUUUUUAUGUAUUAUCGCAUUUAUCAGGAGGCAGUCCGGCAGGAGCGUCUUGUUUACAGAUCCAAAGUGGCUGCCUUGCUGUUGGACAAACAUUUGCAGAUUAGCCAAAUACCCAAACCACGCCCGAGCAUACAAGUCGAACAGUCGACCAUCACAACAAUGCGUCGUGAGCGGAAAGCCGCACGCACGCUAGGCAUUAUAAUGAGCGCAUUUUUACUGUGCUGGGCGCCGUUCUUCCUAUGGUAUUUGGCAUCCACGCUCUGUUCUAGUUGUACCACACCACGCAUUGUUGUCGGUCUGCUCUUUUGGAUUGGCUACUUCAACUCUGCCUUGAAUCCAAUCAUUUAUGCUUAUUUCAAUCGCGAUUUUCGCGGCGCUUUCAAGGAAACGCUAAAG
This is a messenger RNA of Rhagoletis zephyria (snowberry fruit fly), 474 nucleotides long. RefSeq names its product octopamine receptor beta-1R-like. Gene Ontology annotation, biological process: positive regulation of MAPK cascade; adenylate cyclase-activating adrenergic receptor signaling pathway. Gene Ontology annotation, cellular component: plasma membrane. The record is from RefSeq and is a predicted model, not a curated record. NCBI's taxonomy places the organism in Eukaryota, Metazoa, Arthropoda, Insecta, Diptera, Tephritidae. Gene Ontology annotation, molecular function: octopamine receptor activity.